AUCUGGAGCUGGACUUAAACCACAACCCUGCCGAGUCCAAACUAUCCCGGAAACACAAAUGUGAGGCGCCUCGCGCUCAGCCCCGGACCCAUUUCCACAGCAGUCGCGUGUCAGCAACCCCGCAGCGCAGGUCAGAUGAAUAAGGACAUCAUGUCACGCGUGGAGAAGAAGAGGCAGGCCGACCCAAAGGUGGUGCAGUAUGUGUGGGCCGCCAUCGAGGUCAUCCGCAACCAGAAACAAAUCGCAAACGUGGACCGAAUCUCCAAGUAUCUCAGCCGCGUGUUUGGGAUGCCUCCCAAAGAGACGGCCAGGCAGCUGAGCCUGGCUGUGAAAGACGGCCUGGUCGUGGAGACCCUGACAGUUGGCUGCAAGGGGUCCAAGGCCGGCAUCGAACAGGAGGGCUACUGGCUUCCUGGGGACGAGAUGGAGCCGAAAGCUGAGGGGAGCAAGGACUGGGAGACGGAGAGCCACGACUGGUACUGCUUCGACUGCCACCUACCCGGUGACGUCCUGAUGUGUGACAACUGCUUCCGGGUCUACCACCUCAAAUGUCUCUCGGAGGAGUACAAGCCCCGCGACGCCUCCUCCCACUGGCACUGUGUAGUCUGCAGGGGCAGUAAAAAGAAGAAUCUGAACAAACAGGAGAUGUGUAAAUACCUGCGCUUCAUCGUCCAGCGCAUGAAGGAGAGGGCGGUGGACCUGAACAAAAAGGGGAAAGACACUAAACAUCCCAUGUACAGACGUCUGAUCCACACGGCGCUGGACGUCUCCAACAUUCAGCAGAACCUGACAGAGGGGAAAUAUAAGAGUUUCGACGAGUUUAAAGCAGAUGCCCAGUUGAUUGUUCACAACACCGCCAUUUUGUUCGGAGUGCACAGUGACCAGGCUGAGAUUGCACGGUUGCUCUACAGUGACACAUGCCAUGAGUUGAACGAGUUGUUACUGUGUAAGAACUGUUUCUACCUGUCCAACGCGCAGCCCGAGAACUGGUUUUGCUACCCGUGUACCCCCAGCCAUGAGGUGGUCUGGGCCAAGAUGAAAGGCUUUGGCUACUGGCCUGCCAAGGUCCUUCAGCGGGAAGACAACCAGGUGGACGUACGCUUCUUUGGACACCAGCAUCAAAGGGCCUGGAUCCCCUCUGGAAACAUCCAAGACAUCAAGGUGAGUGUGCAGCAGCUGCAGGUGAAGCGCAGCAUUGGCUGGAAGAAGGCCUGUGAGGAGCUGGAGUUGUACCAGCGCUUCCAUAGGGAGGGACGCUACUGGAAAACCAAGAUGGACGACAGCAGCCAGUCCCAUCACCAGCAGAGCCAGAGCCCAGCCCAGCGGGCCCAGCAGGCCCAGGAGGAGAGCAGCAGCAGGACGGACGAGGCCGAGUCCAGCAUCUCCUCCACCAGCAACGAACAGGUCCGACAUCUCAAAGGGAGCCAGGAACCAAGAGCUAAGAAGAGCCGCCGCAGUCAACCAGUGGAGCCCAAGGAAGAAGUCAGUGACCCAGAGCCGGAGAUGGAGGCGGUGAGCUCCAGCCAGGAGAUCCCGGUGUCCUUGGCUUCCCAGCAGCCCGAGAAGUUGUCCGUCUCCACCCAGACCAAGAAGGCCAGCGGGGGGUCGCCACGCACGCUGCACCGGAGCACGCAGACCAACAGCGACGGCGCCUGCCAGAACAUGUGCCACGAGAAGUACACCAAGAUCUUCAACGAUGUCAAGGAAAUGAUGAAGGCCGACAACAAACGAGAGACAGAACGUGUUGUCAGGGAGGCCCUGGAAAAGCUCCGCUCGGAGAUGGAGGAGGAGAAGAGGCAGGCGGUCAGCAAGGCGGUGUCGGCGGCUCAGGCCGAGAUGGAUCGCAAGUGUAAACAGGUGAAGGAGAAGUGCAAGGAGGAGCUGGUGGAGGAAGUGAAGAAGAUGGUGGCCCAGCACAAGCAGCUCAUCUCCCAGACCAAGAAGAAACAGUGGUGUUAUAACUGUGAGGAGGAGGCGAUGUACCACUGCUGCUGGAACACCUCCUACUGCUCCAUCAAGUGUCAGCAGGAGCACUGGCAUGCCGACCACAAACGCACCUGCCGCAGGAAGAGAUGAACAAGCCCCCGCCCCUUCCCAGCACGCCAUUGGGCCUCGUCCCUCCUCCCUCCUGUCACUCAACGUCAACCCUUUUCCGAUCUGCCCCACUUGCCUUCCUGAACACUUGGUGGACCCAGCGUCCCGCGCCACAUCUGAGAAACAAACGUUGUUCCGCCGGUUCUUCUUUGGUUUUUAUCCCACCUGUUAUUUAACGUACCUGUUGGUAUUCCUCUUUUCUCCCCUUGGAAUCAUGAACUGAUUGAGAGUUAUCACUUGAGUUCAUAGCAAAGUAUGAUUUCUUUUUUUUUUUUUUUGGUUUCGUUUAACUGAAGUGCUGAUUUUGAACCCAUGUCAGAGAAUGUUAUUUAAGUUUUUAGUAACAGGUGAGCAUUAACUGAAUACAUUUUAUUACCUAAAUUUUUUAUUCACUUUUCUUACUUGUAAAUGCAAACGAUACAUGCCGUCGAUCUUUAAAAAAAAAAAGACACAAAAAAAAAACCGAGACUAGUACUACCGAAGCUAUGAAAUUGCUCCGCUUUCGUAAAGAAAAUGUAUUAUAAAACUGUCGAAAAAUGAGGAAAACAAAGAAGUCAUGAACAAUGUAGCUCCUGAGUGUUUAGUGUGGUAUUUUUUUUUUUUCCUUCUAAAAUGAAAACGGUGGAAAAGCACCUUCGCGGUUUCCACGCGGAUCGUAUCGUCCUGCAGUCGCUGAACUGUUGUUUGGGAACAGGGUUACGAAGUCGGCCUUAAAAGUGUCGACGCAAAAACUCUUCAGUUUGUUUUUAUCAGAAACACGUCGACUGUUUUAGG
Messenger RNA from Lampris incognitus (smalleye Pacific opah), 2868 nucleotides. RefSeq names its product zinc finger, MYND-type containing 11 (gene zmynd11). The transcript has 16 exons. The coding region runs from base 136 to 2076 and encodes 646 amino acids. Gene Ontology annotation, molecular function: transcription corepressor activity; protein binding; DNA binding. Lineage: Eukaryota; Metazoa; Chordata; Actinopteri; Lampriformes; Lampridae. Gene Ontology annotation, biological process: regulation of transcription elongation by RNA polymerase II. The record is from RefSeq and is a predicted model, not a curated record.